AUGUCUCUUGCGGUAAACGCAAGCACUUUCGACCAAUGCCUCACCUCUAUCCGCGCGCUUCCGGACGGGACGGAUGGGAUCGUGGACAAUCACGGCAAUCCAGUCAACAUCAGUUCCAACGCGACCGCCAUCUCCUACGGCCUCUGCAAAGAAGUCUGCGGACGCGACUCUGGUGCUUUCGAAUGGUCGGUCUUCUCUCAGCAAUUCAGCGCCUGGCUCCUCCCAUGGUUGGCCCUCAUAUCACAACUCCCGUUCGGUGCAAAACAUCGAUCCGACAACGUCAUGUCUAUGCUUCUCACAGUGGGAUCGCCCGUGCUUGGCGCCUACUCCCUAGCGCUCACUGUGCUCAACAGCCAGUGGAUCGCGAGGAGGUUUUCUGGGUUCAAGUACCCCAACGUGGGUCUUGCGGUUAGGGCGCUCAGCAGCCUUCAGCAGGUGCCGUUGGAGGUUUCAGCGGAGUACGGAGUGCUAGCCAGCAUGGUGGUAUUACCAGAGAAUAACGAAUGGUGGACGGAGCUGGUGGAAGGGUUGGAUUAUAUCCAUACCUGGAGUAUAUCCGCGGCUUCGUCUAUUGCUUGGGUUGUGAUUGCCUAUCUGUUUACGGUGAUCGAUUCAUUUGCGAAUGUCUCCGAAAAUAUCCAAGCGAAUGGUCAAGGCGUCGGGUCCGUCUGGCUGUGGCUUCUACCCAUCGUGAUUGGCUGGCUUCAAGUUUCUCCAAAAUGCGACUUCGACCGCGUCGCACAAGCACUCGAGAAAGCCAACAGAAAGGCAUAUCUCGCCGAUUAUCCCAACCCAGUCCCCCUUUCUCAUAAAACCGGACGUCCAGCCUUCGUUUUGCAGCAUUAUCGACGUGGUUCCGUCCACCGUGAUGAAGAGUCCUCCGCUCCCAUCUUCAACUACGCUCGCUUUUUCCCUUGGGUACACGCCGUCGAACAGGUUGCAGAGGCGUUCGAGAGGGCGUCAGAGAACGCGUUGAGCCACGUACCCGUAGGAAGAGAUGUCCCAUGGGCUCCAUCUGACGUGGGUGUGCAUGGCGAUAAUCGGAAGGGUACUCUGGAUGACGUUCAGGCCAGGCCGCGGAGGGGUAGCCCAAUCGGUAGGUGGGGCUCGGACGUCUGGACGAGGGUUAUCGUGGCGUCCGCACUCGCGUUGUCUUUACAGUGGGGAACGACCGGUGCUGCUUUCAUGAUUGUCUGGUUCACUCCGACCAAAGGCCUCGGUUGUCGCAGCGGCGCCUAUCUCCUCUACGGCCUAAUCUCCACCCUCGUCUGGCUCAUAAUGCUCCUCUCCUCCAUCUUCGCACACUACUCCCACCUCCCGCACCCAAACUCACAGCACCUCCACCUCCGCGGCGUAGUAGACGAAACCGCCGCUCGGCUCUCCGUCGCCCUUCGUCGCAUCGGCAAGUUCGUCGCGACGCUGAACGCGGUGUGGAUCGUGGUGAUUUGUUUGUUCCAGUUUAGCAGCUUUUUCGAUAGAUGUUAUUGCGAUAGUAGUGUGAUUGGGCUGGGAAAGAGGGCGUUUUAUACGUUGUUGUUGACGGAGGAGGAUAUUCCGGUGUUGAGAGGGGCUUGGAUUGGUGGUACGUUGUUCUACUACUUAUUCGAUUUUGUGCGGACUAUUUGA
Stereum hirsutum FP-91666 SS1 is the source of this 1626-nucleotide messenger RNA. RefSeq lists its product as uncharacterized. Bases 1 to 1626 code for a protein of 541 amino acids. Lineage: Eukaryota; Fungi; Basidiomycota; Agaricomycetes; Russulales; Stereaceae. The record is from RefSeq and is a predicted model, not a curated record. The transcript has 6 exons.